GCCUGGGCGAUCUUCUCCCGCGCCGCUCCCACGUGUCUGCCGAGGUCCGGCCAUUUGCGUGCCGCCGUUUCGCCCGCCGCGCGCGAGUUACGUAUGUGCUCUGUCCCCGGGGCAAAACCGUUUCUCUCGGGGCACCAGGGGCAUUCCUGCGAGAGGAUCCGUUCCGGGGACCGGGGCACACACUUGUUGCAGAGGCAGGCCUGAUGAAGAGAGAGGGGCCCCUUUCAAGGGGGUACAGCCGCCACCACCCCCAACGAGGUGGCUUGCAUCUUCAAGGAUCCGUAAUUAAAUGGGCGUACUGCCACCGGCGUCAUUUGUCCUAGGCUCGUGGUCGUCGCGACCUUGAGACUGACAGUCAGAGCGCGUCCCGCUCGGCGGCUCGUUUAAAAAGCCACCGGCCGGCAUGGGUGAGACCACUGCCGUCUCGCACACCGACUCAGUUCGAGUCUCGAGAUUCCCUGCAGAGGCUAUAACACGAUGAACAGGCUGGUGGUAGCUCUUUUCGCCGCGGUGGCAUUGGUCGUCCUCGACCAGGCCAGCGCGGGCUACCUGCUCGGUGGCACCGGGGGCUACGGAGGCCUCGGCGGAUACGGCGGAUCUGGCGGCUACCGCGGCUACGGAGGUGGUAGCUACGGAGGAGGUGGCUACGGCGGUGGCUACGGUGGCGGCCUCGGCGGCUACGGCGGUGGCUACAGGGGAGGUUACGGUAGUGGUGGCUACGGUGGCGGUCUCGGAGGCUAUGGUGGUGGUCUUGGAGGCUAUGGCGGCGGUCUCGGAGGCUAUGGCGGUGGUCUUGGAGGCUAUGGUAGUGGCGGUUAUGGAGGCUAUGGCAGGAGCUACGGAAGCAGCUACUCCGGCGGCUAUGGAAGCAGUUACGGCAGCAGCUACGGAUCUGGCUUCGGCCGCGGUGGCUUCGGCGGUGGCAAGUUCGGAGGUGGCAAGUUCGGAGGUGGCAAGUUCGGCGGAGGCGGAUGGUGGUGAAGCAAGCACACUGCCUAAGUGAACGUGGAAGAAUUGGAAGCUUCAACGGUGUGAACGACAUGAGUGAAUUGGACUGUGCGAGUGGUUGGGCCAAUAAAUGUAACUGUUCCUACU
Molecule: messenger RNA, 1095 nt
Organism: Rhipicephalus sanguineus (brown dog tick)
Lineage: Eukaryota; Metazoa; Arthropoda; Arachnida; Ixodida; Ixodidae
Product: ctenidin-1
Exons: 3
Coding region: 478-981 (167 amino acids)
Source: RefSeq, a predicted model, not a curated record